Molecule: messenger RNA, 859 nt
Organism: Pocillopora damicornis (cauliflower coral)
Lineage: Eukaryota; Metazoa; Cnidaria; Anthozoa; Scleractinia; Pocilloporidae
Product: neuroglobin
Biological process (GO): oxygen transport
Molecular function (GO): heme binding; oxygen binding; iron ion binding
Source: RefSeq, a predicted model, not a curated record
AUUGCUUUUCCGCCACGCAUGCGCAGCACUGCUUGUUUCUGGCAAACCUUCUCACUCAGGAGAUAUGCUAUUCUCUGCAGAUCUUUGCGAUGCGUGGGUUACCUAGGGGCGUGGCUAGGCAAGGAGGAGAUUCAGUUGGGAGAAUGAAAAGCGGGGUGGCCUUGGACCCUACUCAUUUAGCUACGCCCCACAUCUAUUAUCUAAAAAAUAUUUUAUUGUCUGUUUAUAAUGUGAAAUCACUUCCAGGUUUCUCCAGGACUUGAACUUCAGAUGUGUUCGUAAUGGGAUGUUCCGCUUCAUUUCAUCAUCGUGGAACAACCAAGAACCGGUCUCCAAUAUCAGUUUCUUUAGGAUUGAAAAAUCUCUCUGUUCCUUUGAGUCGCAAAACUAAAAUCACUUUGAAGGAAUCUUGGAAACUUGUUGAGCCUGUUAAAUCUGAGGCGGGAAAGGCAAUGUUUAUGAGGCUUUUUGAGACACAUCCAAACAUCCAAGACACGUUUCCAACAUUCAAAGGCGUCAGCUUAGACGAGCUGAUGAACUCUCGGUCUUUGUAUCUCCAUGCCAAGCGAGUUAUGGCUGCUGUUGAAAAUACUAUCAAUGCAUUAGAUGAUGGUGAGGUGUUAUUGGAGAGUCUUACAAGCCUGGGACGAAGACACCAAGUUUGGUUUGUCAGGGAGGAACAUUUUAAGGUCGUUGGUGAAGCUCUAUUAUGGACAUUACAGGAUAUGCUCGAUACAAAAUGUACGAAUGAAGUUACACUGGCCUGGACAGAGUUGUAUAACUUCAUAACCAAAACGAUGUUACGUGGAAUUCCAAAUAAUAACGUAGAUAAAUGAAUAAACAAUUGUCUAAAUACGGA